Molecule: messenger RNA, 1550 nt
Organism: Ornithorhynchus anatinus (platypus)
Lineage: Eukaryota; Metazoa; Chordata; Mammalia; Monotremata; Ornithorhynchidae
Gene: GPR137
Product: G protein-coupled receptor 137
Exons: 7
Coding region: 52-1245 (397 amino acids)
Biological process (GO): negative regulation of bone resorption; regulation of autophagy; positive regulation of TORC1 signaling
Cellular component (GO): lysosomal membrane
Source: RefSeq, a predicted model, not a curated record
CCCCCAUCUGUCCCCCCCUCCAUGGCCCCGGGGUCCUAGCCCCCGCGGGGCAUGGAAGGCAACCUGUCCGGACUGGUGCCCGCAGCCGGACUGGUGCCCGCGCUGCCCCCGGCCGUGACCCUGGGCCUGACGGCGGCCUACACCGCCCUGUACGGGCUGCUCUUCCUCUCCGUGUACGCCCAGCUCUGGCUGGUCCUGCUGUACGGCCACAAGCGGCUCAGCUACCAGACGGUGUUCCUGGCCCUCUGCCUGCUCUGGGCCGCCCUGCGCACCACGCUCUUCUCCUUCUACUUCCGCGACACCCCUCGGGCCAACCGCCUGGGCCCCCUGCUCUUCUGGCUGCUCUACUGCUGCCCCGUCUGCUUGCAGUUCUUCACCCUCACCCUCAUGAACCUGUACUUCGCCCAGGUGGUGUUCAAGGCCAAGGCGAAGCGCCGACCGGAGAUGAGCCGGGGACUGCUGGCCGUGCGGGGGGCUUUCGUGGGGGCCUCCCUGUUGUUCCUGGCGGUCAACGUGCUGUGCGCCAUGCUGUCCCGCCGGCACCGGGCCCAGCCCUGGGCUCUGCUGUUGGUGCGGGUGCUGGUGAGCGACUCGCUCUUCGUGAUCUGCGCCCUCUCGCUGGCCGCCUGCCUCUGCCUGGUGGCCCGCCGCGCCCCCUCCACCAGCAUCUACCUGGAGGCCAAGGGGACCAGUGUGUGCCAGGCGGCGGCGAUGGGCGGGGCCAUGGUCCUGCUGUACGCCAGCCGGGCCUGCUACAACCUGGCGGCCCUGGCCCUGGCCCCCCGGAGCCGGCUCGACUCCUUUGACUACGACUGGUACAACGUCUCCGACCAGGCCGACCUGGUGAACGACCUGGGGGACAAAGGCUACCUGGUGUUUGGCCUCAUCCUCUUUGUCUGGGAGCUGCUGCCCACGACUCUGCUCGUCGGCUUCUUCCGGGUUCACCGCCCCCCUCAGGACCUGAGCGCCGCCCGCAUCAUCAACGGGCAGGUCUUCAGCUCCCGCUCUUACUUCUUUGACCGGGCUGGGCGCUGCGAGGAUGAGGGGGGCCCCUGGGAGCACAGCCGGGGCGAGAACACCAGCCUGUCGGGCAGCCUGGGGGCCGGCAGCUGGUACGGCGCCGUCGGGCGGGAACCGGGCUGGUGCGUGGGGAGCCAGGCUCGGACGGCCCCCCUGCUCUUCUCCCAGGCGACGGGGCCCGGAGGCCACCAUCACCACAGCCUCUACUCCACUCCCCAGACGUGACCUCCCCGUCUUCCUCCCCGCCCCCGCCGUGACCCCCCUCGUCCCCGCGUCCCGCGGCCGCCCCGCUCCAGCUCCCCGGUGCCGGGAUCGUCCGCGGCUUGGGGCCCCGGUAGAGGAGGCGGCGGCGGCGGGGGCCCCUCCGGGCUCGGUGAAAACUUUCGGCGGCGGGCUUGGGCCUCCCACCGGGAGGGGCACCGGCCGCCAGAUAGCCACCGCACCCUGGCGUGCUGCCCCCGUUUCCAUGUCGGAGCCAGCCGCCUCUCCUGUGCCUGCUGCUCAAUAAAACGGUGUCCGCAUCCCGGAUU